AUGACUGUGUGGUCCAACUAUGAAGUAACAUUCUUCACCCAGGUAGUAACAUUAGUCACUGGUGCAUUUUGUAAUAGAUCAUCUGACAUUCUGAUCAUCACUCUCAUGACCCAAGUCAGCUCUUUACUUGAAAUGCUUAACCUCAAGUUCCGGGAUGUCUCCAAAAUUGAUCAGUCACCUGCUACCAGGAAUACAAAAAAGGGCGACCCAAACUACAUGCGGAACAGCACUGCUUCUGUGUUCUCCUCAUCGUUUCGUCGAAAUGGUGUCCUGGAACCUGCUCGCACUAUAAACUCUGAGAAUCAUUCUGAAGCUGAAAUGUAUAACUCGCUAGCCAGAUGCAUACAACAACAUCAGGAAAUUAUAAGCUUUGCGAAAGAACUCGAGAAGCUGAUGAACGAUGUACUUCUCGUUGAUUUCCUCUGCUGCAUGGUAGUCACAUGUUCGACUCUUUACGUUAGUACAUCGGCAAAUGAAAACUUUGGAGACAUGCUGUCGCACUUUGGGUAUCUCGUUGCCAUGACAUAUCCUUUGCUACUCUACUGCCUGUCCGCACAUGAUAUUAAAGAGCAGAGUGAGCAGGUGUGCAUGUCUGCCUACUGCUCCUCGUGGCCCCAAGCGACGAAGGGGUACCGGCGGGCUCUGUUCCUGCAUGACACCACACAGCCAGAACCAUCAGCACCACCUGUUGGUGUUUGA
Molecule: messenger RNA, 699 nt
Organism: Schistocerca nitens (vagrant locust)
Lineage: Eukaryota; Metazoa; Arthropoda; Insecta; Orthoptera; Acrididae
Product: odorant receptor 42b-like
Exons: 5
Coding region: 1-699 (232 amino acids)
Biological process (GO): detection of chemical stimulus involved in sensory perception of smell; sensory perception of smell
Cellular component (GO): plasma membrane
Molecular function (GO): odorant binding; olfactory receptor activity
Source: RefSeq, a predicted model, not a curated record